AUGUUGAUGGCCUCUGCUGCAAGAAGCAGCACGCCGCAGCUUCUCCUAUUCCUUUACGCUGGCUGCGUCCUCCUUGUCAUGUCGAGUAAUGCUCCUUGGCAUGUCGCAGCAGCUGCCAACUCGCCGUUCUCCUUCAGCUUCGACUUCUCCACCAUAUCCACCUCCCGCUUAGAAGACCUCCAACUCGAGGGCGAUGCGGCCCAGCACGGGAAGCUAGUCGACCUGACCUGCUACUCCCUCACGCAGAGAAACCCCUACGGCGACUGCACGGGGGGGAUGGUGUACGCUCACCCGGUGCCCUUCUAUGACAGUAUCACCGGUGAGGUGUCGAGCUUCACCACGCAGUUCACCUUCGCGAUGGGGCUCAACUCCGCUGGCGGCAACGAGGGUGGCAUGGCUUUCUUCCUCUCCAGCUACCCUUCAAGAUUGCCGCCGGACUCAAGCGGCAGUGGGGGCAACCUUGGUCUCCCUGGUAAUGACGGCCUGAGCCAAGCCUAUGGCACAGACCGGUUCAUCGCCGUUGAGUUCGACACAUUGAGCAACACCUGGGAUCCAAGGGGCACCCAGGACCAUAUCGGCAUCGACAUCAACACUGUUAGUCAGUCGGUUAACACGACAGGCUUGCCCACCUUCAGCUUGAACGGCUCUAUGACGGCGUCCAUCACCUUUGACAGCAAUACCAAGAUGCUUGUCGCCUCCCUGCAGUUUGAUGACCGUCCUUCUGUCGGCCCUGUUGAGGUAAGCACCAUGUUGCCAGAUCCCGUCACGUCCUUGCUACCGUCGGAGGUGGCAAUUGGGUUUUCUGCGGCCACCGGUGAAUCCUUCCAGCUCCAUCAGAUACUGUCAUGGUCCUUCAACUCAACUCUUGCAACUCACGCAGGUUUUUCACAUCGUAGGUGGAGAUUCAAAAGCGAUUCCUUCGUGUUGGGAACAACCGGCCUUGGGCGAUUUGAGCACAGCGAGUUGGCCAGGGCAACGAACGAUUUCUCGGAGAAAAGCAAGCUUGGAGUCGGUGCCUUUGGUGCUGUAUAUAAGGGGUGUUACAAGGACAAGGAAGGCAGGCAAUUAGAAGUUGCUGUGAAAAAAAUAAAGCAGACUGAAGGAAGGGAUUUCAGCGGCGAACUCAAGACGAUUAGUGCAACGAGGCACAUGAAUCUAGUCGAGCUGAAAGGUUGGUGCUGCAGCCGAGACAACUCAGCCUGUAUCGGUUUCUGCUGUUGCGGUUGUCGGCAAAAGGUUAAACGUUUCCUUGUAUAUGAAUUGGUACCUAAUGGCGACCUGGAGUACCACCUGAAGAAUGUUCUACCAUGGGAGAAGAGGUACAAAAUAGCGAAGGGGAUAGGUUCUGCCAUAACUUAUCUCCACCACGGAUGCAAGAGGUGCAUCUUGCACAGAGAUAUCAAGCCAAGCAACAUACUCUUGGACGAUGAGUUCAACCCCAAGCUUGGUGACUUCGGGCUAUCGAGGAUCACUGGCAAGGAUAGUACCAUGCUGAUGACAACUGCUAUCGGGACGUUGGGGUACAUGGAUCCACAAUGCAUUAAAGAUGGGGAAGUAGAGUACAACUGUAGGUCCGACGUCUACAGCUUCGGAAUUGUUCUACUAGAGAUUGCAUGUGGAAAGAAGCCCAGGGAGCAAAUCCAGCUGGAGGAGCUGAGGAGCACCGGAACUGAAGCCCAGUUUGUGGAGAAUGUCGCUGAUGACAAAUUAAAUGGAGACUACAAUAGGACAGAGAUGCAGCGCCUGAUUUUCCUGGGACUCAGGUGCUCCCACCCAGUUGGGCAACAACGUCCUUACAUGAAGGAUGCAAUGAAAUACCUGGAGGAUGGCAUAGAGUUGCCUGCUAUAACUGAAAGACAGAGCCACCAGGGUGCAUAUGGCACUAUUUGCUCUGACGAGCAGGCACUUAUGUCACCUGGUGCUGUCUCUUCCUUUGAUCAGUUCGACGGCACGAAUGGGAGCCGCCACCUCCAGGUCAAAGGCGACGGCGCCGUCGGACCUCGCCCCAUCCGGCCGUCCCUCUCCAAUCUCCAUCGCCACCUUGAUCUCUCCUACCGCGCCAUUGUCACCUUGCUCUUGUCCAAGCUGGAGGAGCACGAGUACGCUGGUGACGCAGAUCAAGCAGCAGGGACGCAACCUGCACGCCGUCGGUCCCGCCUCCCCUGGUUCCUUGCCGAGCGCCACGAAGAGGAAGGGACUAAGAGAAUGGUGAAGGGGAAGGGGAAUGAGAAGGAAAAUGCGAUUGGGAAGGAGAAGGAGAAGGGCAAGAUGAAGGCAAAGGAGAAGAGCUUAAGUUACUUAAUUAGGCAAGAAUCGCCGCUGCCUCCGCCGGUUCGGAAGAAGGGCAAGCCGCCGAAGCUGAUUAAGAAGGCGAAAGACUAUACCAAUGCCCCAAUCGCAGAUUUGAUUUGUAGGGUAAAAAAACACCCUCCGCUGCCUCCACGUCUCCCCAACCGCACCGGCGCUGGCGUGCGUGCUGCGGAAGCUGCUGCCUCCGGCUCCGCAACCAACUCCGAGAUGGCUCAUGCAUCUACUAUGAUUGAGAACAAAAUCAUGUCCGUCACACUCGACAAUGCUUCUAACAAUGAUGGUGCCGUUGAUGCUUUGAAGGCAAAGUUCUUGGUUCGUAGAGGUGCGGACUUCGAUGCCCAAUAUUUCCAUGUCUGUUGUUUUGCACACAUCCUCAAUUUGGUGGUGCAAGAUGGGACAGAGGUCUUGGACCCUUUGAUAAAGAGCUUGAGACAGACGGUGAAAUAUUUCAAGAGGUCACCUUCUCGUCUCAAAGCAUUUGUGGACACUUGCAAAAGCUUAGGUGUCACGGUUGGCAGCUUAUAUCCUACUUCAAACACCUUCUACUUACACAUUGUUGGCGUCAAGGUUGCAAUCAAAGAGGCAAUGAAAAGUACAAGUGAACACUAUAGGGUAAUGGCCGAAGAAAUGUUGGAGAAGUUUGACAAAUAUUGGGAAGAAAAGAACAACGCCAUGGUGAUUGCUACCGUGUUUGAUCCAAGGUACAAGAUGAAUUACAUAGAGUGGGCCUUUGGAGAACUUUAUGGACCGAUGAGAUGUAAACAUGAGUUCGACCUUGUAAUGGAAGAGUUGGAGACCUUGUAUGACAAAUGUGUGGCCCAAGAUAAUAGAGGUGGAGCAAAACCGAGGGAGGAUGAGGAGGAUGAGGAUGUUGAGACCAUAAAGCUACCCUCCUAA
Triticum urartu is the source of this 3207-nucleotide messenger RNA. The record is from RefSeq and is a predicted model, not a curated record. NCBI's taxonomy places the organism in Eukaryota, Viridiplantae, Streptophyta, Magnoliopsida, Poales, Poaceae.